GUGGGAGGGGGCAGUUCAGUAGGUUUAUUAUUAUAUGGUAUAGGAAUAUGGUAGACCUACCAAUGUGCCUUGUAUAAAGAUUCUGAUGUAAGUCAUAAAGACACACCUGCGUCAGGUACAGACUUAAUCAAACGUUUGUGUCGACCUACAUAGUUUACAGCAUGUCGGGCAAGGCAACUCGUUAUUUUGACACUAUCGUCGUCGGAUGUGGAGGAAUCGGCAGCGCCGCAGUGUACUGGUUGUCAAAGACAUCGUCCUCAGUUCUGGGUUUGGAACAAUUUGAACUUGGGCAUGGAAGAGGCGGUUCAGAUGAUGUUUCCCGAGUUAUUCGCUAUGGUUACCACGACGAGGUAUACAGUCGCCUUGUUCCUCAUGCCUACAGCGCAUGGGAAACCCUGGAACGAGAAAGUGGUUUAAAAAUCAUUCACAAAACUGGAGGUUUGCAGCUGGCGAGGAAGGGUGAAGGUGACCACGUGCUGGAGACGUACAUGGCGGCGAUGACCAGAGACAACGUCAAGUUUGAUCGCCUGACAAGUACGGAGUUGAUGCGGCGCUUUCCUCAGUUCAAUCUGGAGUCAAACGUUGUGGGGUUUUACGUGGACCAUUCUGGGAUAGUAGACGCCGCUAUGGCUAAUGCAGCCCACAUACAGUUAGCCAGGGGGAAUGGGGCAACUGUCAUAGACAGGUGCCCCGUCACUAGGCUUCACAGGGCUAAUAGCGGUAACAUCAUGGUCCACACAACGAAGGGCGUGUUCGAGUGCCGGAAGGUGGUGGUGACGUCUGGGGGGUGGCUCAACUCGGUUCUGGGGACGAUCGGCGUCCACGUCCCCGUCACAGUCACACAGGAACAGGCGACGUUCUACGCCACGCCGCACAUGAAGCUGUUCACAAAAGACAGGUUUCCAGUGUGGUGUUUCCACGGGUCCCGUUACGACAUUUACACCCUCCCUAUCCACGGCAACACAGGCACCAAGGUCGGCAUCGACGCUGGAGGUCACGCGGUCACCGCCGACACCAGGACGUUUGAUCCCGAUCCAGUGCGAGAAAAGGCUUGCACUGAUCUCGUCAACGAGAUUUGUCCUAAGUUUGCUGGACCGAUCCUUAACACCAGGACCUGCCUCUACACUAUGCCUCCAGAUAGGAACUUCGUGGUCGACACAUGCGCAUACAAGGGCUGGUCUGACGUCAUCGUUUGUUGUGGAGCUGGGCAUGCGUACAAGUUUGCAGGAAUUCUUGGUAAGAUCCUGAGCGAACUCGCCAUUGACGGCCGAACCCAGUAUGACAUCAGUCGAUUCAACAUCACCAGAGACGCCAUUCAGGACCCCACCUUUAAACCAACGUUUUUCAUGGGCAGUGGAAUAGAGGCGAAACUAUAAGCGCAAGCGAAAGUUUCGUACACUAUCAAGAGCCAAAGUGGCCGAUGUGUUUACUUUAAUGCGAUAUUAUUCACACAUCAAAUCAGUAUUAAUAUACAGAGUUAUCGGAUGUUCGAGUGAUUCAAAGUCAAUACGUUCCUUUAACUCAUUAUCUUGGAACUAUAACCUUUCCCGACCCCCUGGUAUCAUCACUAUAGUGUUUCAUAAAUAGUUACUGUGAAUGUGGACACGAUUUUACCGCUUAUAUUUAUACAUAGCGGUCCAACAGGUUUGAUUAAUCGAAUGGCGGUGUUCAUCCGAGAAUAGUGACGAACUCAUGUACAGCACUCUACUACACAUAAUCAAUACUUAACGGGUGGGAAACACCUGAACUCUGGAUUACCACUUUAAACCGAUGUGGCACUCAUAAUGACGUGACAAAGAGAUAUAUGUAUGCAUCAUAAAUAUUUGAAUAAAUAUUGAAAUAGA
Molecule: messenger RNA, 1844 nt
Organism: Haliotis rubra (blacklip abalone)
Lineage: Eukaryota; Metazoa; Mollusca; Gastropoda; Lepetellida; Haliotidae
Product: monomeric sarcosine oxidase-like
Exons: 9
Coding region: 162-1376 (404 amino acids)
Biological process (GO): carbohydrate metabolic process
Molecular function (GO): sarcosine oxidase activity; cellulase activity; flavin adenine dinucleotide binding
Source: RefSeq, a predicted model, not a curated record